AUGACAGAUUCUAUUUAUAUGGAAGGAUGGCUUAUACGAUCGAGAGAACGCGGCAUGCAUUUUCCACCGUUUAAGUCGAAAUGGGUUCGCCGGUACUUUGUCUUACGAAUUUGUGACAAGAAGCUGGGAACGUAUGUGCUCGAUGAAUUUCGAAAAGAAGAUAAGAGGCGGCUUAGAAAGUCGCUUGAUCUCGUCCGCUGUGUCCAAGUGAGAUUCAUCGAUUCUCAUUUGCAAUUAGCGGAUUCCUCUUGUGCGACAACAUCACGUUUUGGUGGCUUUCAGUGGAUAUUUUCAUUAUAUUUUACCAAAGGAACAUCGUCUGAAAAGAAAACACCACUUUACUUUGUGUCAGAAUCUGAGGAGAAAAUGAAAGAGUGGGUGUAUAACCUAUGCCGUGCUUGUCGUUUGGAAAAGGAAACUGAUGAAGACAGUACUUCCUUCACGCAGCAGCAUCCAUCUCACGUAGAAGCUCCCUCUCACCGAUCAACGCUUCCGUCUUCCAUAGGCGGGCUAUCCAUUUACUCUGAUCGAUCAUCUGAAAGUAUGCUCGAUACCCCAAGGAGUGAAGUUAGCCGAGAGUUUGAGGUUUUG
Ostertagia ostertagi is the source of this 591-nucleotide messenger RNA. The record is from the annotation of a GenBank genome assembly. NCBI's taxonomy places the organism in Eukaryota, Metazoa, Nematoda, Chromadorea, Rhabditida, Trichostrongylidae.